Molecule: messenger RNA, 1818 nt
Organism: Melospiza georgiana
Lineage: Eukaryota; Metazoa; Chordata; Aves; Passeriformes; Passerellidae
Gene: SLA
Product: Src like adaptor
Exons: 8
Coding region: 193-1029 (278 amino acids)
Molecular function (GO): protein binding
Source: RefSeq, a predicted model, not a curated record
GCUGCUCUACAUGACAGCGUGAACUUCACAACACUCUCAUUCGACCGGCUGCUCCUCCACUUGAUCAGCUAAACCUUGCUGGCAGCCUGAGAGCAGUGCUAUGACUACGGCUUUUCUCAGGAAUACUGCAACCUGGAAUGCCAUGCCCAGCAUUUAAAGUUCCGAAGAACUCUGACGGAAUUAGCGAGCACAAUGGGAAACACUGUGAAAGCUCCAAGAGCAUCUGAGGAAACAAACACGCUGAGCCAAACGGGUCAGGAGAGUGAUUUCCUUGCUGUUCUCUAUGACUAUCCUUCAGCAGACAUAAGCCAACCUAUAUUUCAUGUAGGGGAAAAGCUACGUGUGCUAUCAGAUGAAGGAGGCUGGUGGAGAGUCCAUUCCCUUAAAACAGGUCGAGAAAAUUAUAUCCCAGGAAAAUAUGUAGCAAAGGUUUAUCAUGGCUGGUUAUUUGAAGGGCUGGGAAGAGAAAAAGCAGAGGAACUUCUACAGCUGCCCAACACCAAGGUCGGCUCCUUCAUGAUCAGAGAGAGUGAAACUAGGAAAGGGUUAUAUUCCUUGUCAGUGAGGCACAGGCAGGUGAAACAUUACAGGAUCUUCCGCCUCCCCAAUAACUGGUAUUACAUCUCUCCACGACAAACCUUCCAGUGCCUUGAAGACCUUGUCAAUCACUACUCAGAAGUUGCUGAUGGUCUCUGCUGUGUCCUUACAACACCCUGUCUCACCCAGUGCACUAACAACAACACCGAGAUGAAUCCAGUUCCUCCUGUGGUGAUGAGGAAUAAAAAUUUCAACUGGAGAAACAUUCACAGGCUGGAGGUGACUGAAGAUACCAAGAGCACCCUGGCAGCAAUAGAUGACUCUUGCCUCAGCUAUGGCCUGAGGGAAAGCAUCGCUUCCUACCUCUCCCUAACUGAGGAUGACAACGCUUCUUUUGCAAGUGCCAGAAAGAAGAAAUCCCAAUCUCUCAUAUACACAGGGAACAAACAUAAGAGUGCCCUCCCCUUGCCACCUAGAUACUAUGAUAACUAAAUACAAGACAAGCAGGAAAGAGCCACAGACUGACGAGUUAGGACAGAAACCAGAGCAUCCUGUGGUCCUGCCAUCCUUCAACAGCUGGGAAAUACAAUCUGCUAAGCUGGUGACCAAACACCAGCAGUGCUUCUGCAUUUCCUCUUCUGAAGACCUUCUCAAGGUGCUAUCCCAGCCAUGGCAUAUGCUGGGAAUGUCCCCAGUGCACCAGAACUGGUUCACAAGCAGGAUGAACUGAGAUAGACUCAAAAUCAAAAGCCAAGUGGUGCAGGUGACUCUUCAGCAUUGUAUAGAGGUGACUGCAGAGGGAAAAACUAACUGCAGCUCAAGAACUUAAAUUAAAUCUGACUCUGGUGUUCUCCACAAGGCUGAAAACCUGCUUUGUAGAACCUAUGUACACUGAAAAAAGGAGCAUUUUUCUUCUCAAGAUAGACUUAUCCAUUGUCAUUGAGAAUGGAUCAGAGAGACAUCAAUAACCCCAAGAAAGUAUCUAACAUCUGGCAUCCAAGAAACACCUGAUUAUAGUGACUCCAUACUUAUCUUUUAGGAGAGAAAAUGAAAAUCACUGACUUUACAAGAAGCAUUCAACUCACUUGCUGGCAAUGCUGCAGUUUCAUAGAAUAGUCACAAAAUUAAGAACAGGCUUAAUUCACUGAGAAAAGUAGUUCCUACUCACACCUGAGAUGGGAAUUCAGGCAUAUCCAAACAUGCAAUUCAGCUGCUCAUAGUAAAGCAGAGAACAAAGGGGGGGUUUAAUUGAAAAGUAAGAUGUGAUGAUGUUGUGCCUAA